Molecule: messenger RNA, 1443 nt
Organism: Rhizophagus irregularis DAOM 181602=DAOM 197198
Lineage: Eukaryota; Fungi; Glomeromycota; Glomeromycetes; Glomerales; Glomeraceae
Biological process (GO): adult locomotory behavior; circadian behavior; modulation of chemical synaptic transmission
Cellular component (GO): cytoplasm
Source: RefSeq, a predicted model, not a curated record
AUGAAUGAGUAUAACAGUCGGAUUCUUUCAAAGGACCUUUCCUUAAUAUUAAAUGACGCUGACGACUAUGAUGUUAUUAUUCAAGUUGGUGAUAACCAAAACACAAAAGAAUUUCGUGCACAUUCUGUUAUCUUACGUGCUCGUUCUCCCUAUUUCAAAGGUGCUCUUUCAGCAAAUUGGAUUACAAAGAAAAAUAAUAUGAUGAUGUUUAAUAAACCAAACGUUACUCCAAUUGUUUUCGAAAUGAUUUUAAAGUAUAUUUACAUUGGUGAAAUUAAUUUAACUAAACAAUCGGGUGAAAAUAUUCUUGAAUUGCUAGUUGCAGCUGAUGAGUUACUUUUUGAAGAAUUAUUCGAUCAUGUUCAAAAUUAUUUAAUUGAAAAACAAGCCAAAUGGGUUCAUGAAAAUUUUGUAUUUGUUCUUAAUACUGUACUUAAAUUUCCUAGUUGCAAGAAAUUGCAAGAUUAUUGUCUUGAUUCUACCUGCGAAUAUCCACUACAAUUUUUUUCUUCAAAAAAUUUCCCCUCAAUAAAUAAGGAAAUACUUCUUGGCUUAAUUAAAAGAAACGACUUACGAAUUGAAGAAGUUAUCAUUUGGGAUUAUUUAAUCAAAUGGGGUAUUGAACAAACCCCCGGUCUUGAAAGUAAUAGGGCAAAGUGGAAUGAGGAAAAUUAUAAAGCGUUAAAGAAAACCUUAAAUCAAUUUAUCCCUCUCAUUCGAUUUGUGGAAAUUUCUCGUGCAGAUUUUUUUGAUAAAGUUCGUCCUUACAAAGCUAUUAUUCCUAAACAUAUUUUUGAGGAAAUUGAAGAAUUUUAUUAUAAAGAUACCUUACCAAAAACUACAAUUUUACCACCUAGAACUGGUCUUCCAGAUAAAAAAGAAAGCUUUAAAUCAAAUAUUAUCAAACCAGAACUUGCAAAUAUAAUCGCCAAUUGGAUGGAUAACAAAGAUGCUAAGUUUACUCACACCAUUAAGAAUCCAUUAUAUAAAUUCAAACUUAUUUAUUGUGGUAGCCGUGAUGGAAUUAACAAUAAUUCAUUUAAAAAUAAAUGUAAUGGUCGAGUACCAAGCUUAGUUUUAAUUGAAGAUAAAAAAUCAAACAUGAUUUUUGGAGGAUAUAGUUCUAUCGGAUUUAGCUCAUUAGGAGAUCAAUAUUUAUCUGAAAAUAACGUACGUUAUUACUAUUCAUCAGAUAAUUUUAUUUUUUCAUUUGAAAACAGUGAAGAUGUACAAAAUAUGAAAAUAGGACGUGUAAUUAAUAGUUAUAAAGCCAUUUUGGAAAUGGGAGAUAGUGUUGGGUUUAAUUUUGGUUGGGGUACUUUUGCUAUGAUUAAUCAAACUUUCCAGGUUAAUAAACGGGAUAAUUAUGAAAGUAUUUCAAAUGAAGAACAUAUAACUGGUACUAUUAAAGAGAUAGAAGCAUUUGUUGCCACUAGUCACUAG